Messenger RNA from Cygnus atratus (black swan), 3121 nucleotides. RefSeq names its product DnaJ heat shock protein family (Hsp40) member C16 (gene DNAJC16). The transcript is spliced from 14 exons. Lineage: Eukaryota; Metazoa; Chordata; Aves; Anseriformes; Anatidae. The record is from RefSeq and is a predicted model, not a curated record. The coding region runs from base 42 to 2381 and encodes 779 amino acids.
GGAGCGGCGGAAGCGGCGCGGGGCCGGGGCCGGGGCCCGCCAUGGAGCUGGGCCGUGCGGGCCCGGCCUGCGCCGCCGCCCUGCUGCUGCUGCUGCUGGUGCUGGCGGCGCUCGGCGCGGCCGACUUCGACCCGUACCGGGUGCUGGGCGUGGGGCGAGGCUCCAGCCAGGCCGAUAUUAAGAAGGCGUACAAGAGGCUGGCCCGGGAGUGGCACCCCGACAAAAACAAGGACCCGGGAGCAGAGGACAAAUUCAUCCAGAUCAGCAAGGCCUACGAGAUUCUCUCCAACGAGGAAAAGAGGGCAAACUUCGAUCGCUACGGUGAUGCUGGGGAAAGCCAGGGCUUCUCCCAGCACCAGCAUCGCCAGUUCCACCACUUCCACGAAGGCUUCUAUUUCGAUGAGUCCUUUUUCCACUUCCCCUUUAAUUCGGAGAGACGCGACGCCUCCGACGAGAAGUAUUUGCUCCACUUUUCGCAUUACGUCAACGACAUCGUGCCAGAUAGUUUCAAGAAACCUUACCUCAUUAAAAUAACCUCAGACUGGUGCUUCAGCUGCAUCCACAUCGAGCCCGUAUGGAAGGAAGUUGCUCAGGAACUGGAGGCGCUGGGAGUGGGCAUCGGAGUCGUUCACGCCGGGUAUGAGAGGCGCCUCGCCCAUCACCUAGGUGCUCACAGCACGCCAUCGAUACUGGGGCUGAUGAACGGGAAAAUAACCUUCUUCCACAACGCCGUCAUUCGAGAGAACCUGCGGCAGUUCGUGGAGAACCUGCUGCCGGGGAAUCUCGUGGAAAAGAUUACAGAUAAAAACUACGUCCGCUUUCUAUCCAACUGGAAGAAAGAAAACAAGCCCCACGUCCUUCUGUUCGAUCACAUGCCGGUUGUGCCGUUACUGUACAAGCUGACUGCCUUUGCAUACAGAGACUACUUGUCCUUUGGUUACGUGUACGUUGGGCUCAGAGGGACCGAAGAGUUGUCCAGUCAGUACAACAUCAACGUCUACACUCCGACCAUGAUGGUCUUCAAGGAGCACAUCGACAAGCCCGCGGAUGUUGUGCAGGCACGAGAUAUGAAGAAGCAACUCAUCGACGACUUCCUUUCCCAGAAUAAGUUCCUCAUGGCAGCCAGACUCACCAACCAGAGGCUGUUUCAGGAGCUGUGUCCCGUGAAGAAGUCGCACCGUCAGCGGAAGCACUGCGUGGUCUUGCUUACUGGAGAAGGCGAUAAGUUUGCUGAGACUUACGAGGCGUUUUUGACUUUUGCUGUGGCCAACACGAAAGACGUGCUGAGGUUUGCACACAUCUAUAACGAGCGGCAGCCAGAAUUUGCAGACGCCUUGCUGAUGGAUGAGGAGAAGUACCGUGGAAAAUCGGCCGUGGUCAUUCUGGAGAGGCGCAACAACGCAGGAAAGAUCGUCUACAAAGCCUUGGAGGAGGCCUGGCAAGGCAGCAAAGAGGACAACUUCAUCCUCCUGGACCUUCUGGACCAGCUGAGGAUGGACCCUGGCCUUCUCUCCUCAGAGACUGUCCUGGCAGACUUGCGUGAUGAGCUUGCUCCCAUGUUCCUUAUCCGAUGGUUCUAUUCCACGCUGGAUUACAUCUUGGACUGCUGGGACAGUUUGUUUCACAGUAACUGGCGAGAAAUGAUGCCCCUGCUGUCCUUGCUCUUCUCUGCGCUCUUCAUUCUCUUUGGCACUGUUAUUGUUCAGGCUUUCAGCGACUCCAGCGACACAAGAGACUCUCCUCCCUCUGAGAAGGAAGAGGCGACCACAAAGACUGAGAAGAACGACACAAACUUCAGCAAAGAGAGUAACAGCAGGGUUCCCAAAAAAGGCUUUGUGGAGGUGACCGAGCUCACAGACAUCAACUAUAACAGCAACCUGGUACGCCUCAGGCCGGGUCACAUGAACGUGGUCUUGAUCCUCUCGAACUCCACGAAAACCGCCCUCCUCCAGAAGUUUGCCCUGGAAGUCUACACGUUCACAGGGAGCAGCUCUCUUCAUUUCUCCUUCCUUAGCCUGGACAAGCACCGCGAGUGGCUGGAGUACCUGCUGGAGUUCGCGCAGGACGCCGCUCCCAUCCCGAACCAGUACGACAAGCAUUUCCUGGAGCGCGACUACACGGGCUACGUCCUGGCCCUGAACGGCCACAAGAAAUACUUCUGCCUCUUUAAGCCUCACAGAUCAGGAGACGAGGGGGGAACCAUGGGGUCGUGUGAGGACUACGAUUCCCCGCUGCACACCGAAGCCAGAGGGAAAUCCUCCUGCAGCCCAGGAUCUAGAUCCAUUAAAAACAAAUUGCAUAAAUUGUCCUUCUGGAUGGAACGCCUUCUCGAGGGCUCCUUACAGAGGUUCUACAUCCCCUCGUGGCCCGCGCUAGACUGAGGGCUUUUAAAGAGAUUCUAACACACUUUUUAUGAAGAUGACGAGGGACCGCUCUUUCUGGAAUAAACAAACAAUCGUGAUGAACGGACCUUACGUUUUAGAUGAAUUCUCUGAGGGACGGCGACCAGAAAAAUCUCUCCCCGUAUCCAGAGCCCUGGAGUGCAACAAAGCGCACUGAAACGCCCUCCACCGAAUCGUCGUCACGUUUGGAUGCCGUACUAUCGCAGAGCCAAGAAGGCCAUUUUCCCCUUCUCAUCCUGCCGCGUCUGCUUCCCGAGCCACCCUCGAUCCACCUCUUGUUUCACCUCGGUUGAAGAAAAUCCCUGACUUCUCAGCCGCGGCGACUCGGUCCGGACUGAACGCGGCCAGUUCCGCAGCGCGGGUCGUGGUUCUCUCCCCCACCCCUUCCCCACGUGCUUAGCCCAUGGUGCAUGGUGUAACAGUGGCAAGACCCUACAGACCCUCCUCCAAAAGGCUUCCCACCAGUCGUACCGAUCGGCUUUCCCGGGGUAAGUGGCCUAGAGGGUGGCCGGGAGCACCUCCCUCAUAGCAAACCUGUAGCUGGGACUCACCUGCGGGGCGGGCUAGCAGGCGAUCUGCAUGUUUCCUGCUCCUUGUGUAAUAGCUCCACGUGCAGCUUCACCAGCUAAAACCGUAACCAGGGAGGGGAAGGGGUUUUGCACAGCCGUAAAUACUGUAAAGGUGUUGAGCCAUUUAAAUGUCACAUCGUUUUCCAGAUG